Messenger RNA from Topomyia yanbarensis, 2245 nucleotides. RefSeq names its product phospholipid scramblase 1 (gene scramb1). Gene Ontology annotation, cellular component: plasma membrane. The record is from RefSeq and is a predicted model, not a curated record. Gene Ontology annotation, molecular function: phospholipid scramblase activity. The transcript has 4 exons. Bases 985 to 1686 code for a protein of 233 amino acids. Gene Ontology annotation, biological process: plasma membrane phospholipid scrambling. NCBI's taxonomy places the organism in Eukaryota, Metazoa, Arthropoda, Insecta, Diptera, Culicidae.
UUCAAAAAUUGCCGCACCGCACAGAUACCCCAUUUCUAUGAGAGAGCGCGAGUAUGUCAUAAAAGUAAACCUAAUUGGGACUUCCUGCUUGUAUUAGAACAGGUUUAUAUCACAGCAUGACUGGCCAAAUAUCAGAGCAUUUUAAAUUUUGAAGAGAGCCGUGCAUUCAACUGUGGAACUUAGAAGAUAAGAAUUAUCUUGUACUUGCGUGCGGCAAUUUCCAUCGCAACGUUAGUUCAUUGCAUCACUUUGUACAAGCGAGAUAGUGUCCGUGAAUAACUGUAGUACUAUGGGCAGUUGUCCGACUAGGGUCAUCCUCGGUUGCCAGUUCAGAUUAGAUUAAGCCCUUUUGGGCUUGAUUCUUUCACCCUUGUCUAGCCACGAUCCAACUAUUGUCAUUACAUCUGUACAAAUUAGUGCUUAUCAAGCGUAACUGGGUCCUCUCUUGUGUAUUAUUACCGUUCUGUAACCAACAGUGACUGGUAUGACAAGAUGUUUGUUCAAUUAUCUGGGGAAGAUAAUAUGGUGUAUAUUCUGACUGGGUAGGGCACGAUCCAAUUGAAGCUUAAUUGGAUGCAACAGUUUACUUGUGAACUUGGAACGGAUCAGAUUGUCGGAAUCUGAGACACUGACGAAAAUUUUUGAAAAUGAAACCAAGUGAGCAUCAUAGUGCCGAUGAUAGAUCGAAUCAACUGUCGAUUAGUGUUUCGACGAUAUCGCUGUAUCCAGACGAAAGUGAUACGCACAAAGCUAGAAGUCCAACUGAGUCCCCGCAGCAACGCUCAACUCAACAUCGUAUCCAACUGAGGAAAUUCAUCUACAACUAUCUCGAGGCAAAACUGCUCGGAGUUGGACGACAUGUCACGACGAAAGGUGCCAAGUCAGCACUUCGAGGAUUUCUUCGAUUCGUUCCCGGAAGGAAAAAGUCAGUCAAAGCCGAAGGAUACAAACAUCUGAUAACGGACGAGGAGAGAAGGUGGCUGGAUGACUAUUCCGCAAGGGAUACCGAACUGUCCUCCCGGCUUGGAGUACCUUUCGUCCAUUGAUCAGCUGCUGGUCCACCAGAAGGUCGAGCUGCUGGAAGCGUUCGUCGGUUUCGAGACGGCCAACAAGUACACCGUUAAAAACACCCUCGGCCAGAAGGUGUACUGGGCAGUGGAGGACACAGAUUGCUGCACUCGAAACUGUUGCGGCGCAGCACGUCCAUUUGAUAUGAAAAUUCUAGACUUUUACCAGAACGAGGUGCUGCACUUCAACCGACCGCUGCGUUGUCAGUCGUGUUGGUUCCCAUGCUGUCUGCAGACCAUGGAGGUUUCCGCCCCACCGGGCAACGUGAUUGGCACGGUCGAGCAGGACUGGUCCAUAUUUACGCCUCAGUUUAGCAUCAAGGAUCAGACGGGAAGCACGGUGCUUAAAAUUGAGGGACCGUGUUGCACGUUCAGCAUUUGUGGGGACGUCGAAUUUAAGGUCGUUACCAAUGAUGGAAGUCAAGUCGGCAAGAUUUCCAAACAGUGGUCUGGAUUUGCGCGCGAGGCCUUCACGGAUUCCGAUCACUUCGGCAUUAACUUCCCGAUGAAUUUAGACGUCAGAGUAAAGGCCACACUAUUGGGUGCUUUAUUCCUUAUUGAUUACAUGUUCUUUGAAAAAACUGGCAACAAAGAGAACGAUCGCCCUGGCAUGUUCUAGGAUGAAAGAAUCACGUAUCUAUAAUUUAUUAAUAAGGACAUCUUUAAAAUUCAUCUGCUUCACACGUAUGUAUAGUACGCAUGUUUAAUGUUGCAUAGCAUUAUAUUCGCUGUUUCGAAAUUGAUCAUAAACGUGAUGUUGAACAGAAGAGUAAGUAUAACUUCGAGUGCCAGGGAAAUAACUAUUAAGUUACCACAUGCGACACAUAGAGCGUCUUUUUUAACUUUCCUUUUUAUGCGAACACUUGUGGCUAGGGACGCUUACAAUUUUAUGCUUGUGAAUUUUAACACGCAACAAUCUCAGUUUAGAUGACCUGUAACAAUAUACAAACGAAAGAAAAACAAAGCACAGUGAAGUUUCUCAAGAAUAUAGAUAUAUUGAUAUUAAAUACUGUCAGUUAUUGCAGAUAUACUAUUUACCGCUCUAUCAUAUACUGAACGCGCAUAAACUAUGAAGCACAAGACCUAUAUUUCGUAAUUUUGAUACGAUAUUGUUAACUUCCAUUAUCCCGAAAUAGUAUCUUUAGUAAAUGUCCGGAAAUAAAAAGAUUCCUAUUCAA